AUGGUACUCGCUGAAGCGUAGUACAGCGCUGUUCAGUACGAUUUUUCCCAGGGCGCUUAUAUAUAUAAGCGCCCUGAUUUUUCCCAUUAUCAGUUUCUAUUAAGAGAGUUCACAGGGCGUCUAUAGAUUCCAUUUUAAGUUCCCCAACAAUUUUCAGACCAAAUCCCAGUCCCAACUGGCCAACUGUGAAAUUGAAAGGAAAUACAGGAACAAGUUCACUAGAUUCUGUCAGUGUGUGAUGCCUUUUAGAACGAUAUUCUGCGUUUAAUUGCUCGGCUCUUUUGAGAAUUACAAUUUUCCCGAGUGAAAUUAAGGUAAAUCAUAGACAAGUUCGCCUUGGAAAUUUUUCCAUAUUUUUUUAAUUCACAAACCGGAAUGCUGAGAGGGAUGCAAAGUCAAAGACGAACCCGAGCGGAACCGCGCGAAAUAAAGUGACGUUAUUUGAAAAGGACUUUGCGAAAGUCUACGUAAAUCACUGACUGCGAUAGCAGAAAAACGAUCUCAUCGUUAAAUGCAGUUCACCUGGACUUUUUUGCCUUUUUGGACACAUUCCGCUAUCGCAAAUUGCUUUGUAGCUGUUUUUAAUGUUGGAUCUGAAAUGUCUGACUGCAACUGUCUUUAUAAUGGUACACGGUUUUUCCAAUUUCCAUUUUUGUGUUUCAGUUCAUUCCCUGAUUCUCAGCCCCUAUUUUACUCCUAUGACCCGUCACCCACAGGCAAAUCGCAGUUUUUAUUUUAUACCCCUUCAGGGGGGAGCCAGCCUAUAAGAUGAUAAGGACGUCUGGGAAGGGGGACCACUUCUCUGGCAGCUUGUGCAAAUGGCGGCAGAUAGCGUUUUUUUUCAACCUUAGGCCUGUUUUAUACGUCGAAUUUUGGUCGCGUUGAAUGCAAUUCAAACAAUAGAUAAUGAAGCUUAACUCAUUAUCUAUUGUCCUAAUUGCAUUCGACGCGCCCAAAAUUCGACUAUAAAACAGGCCUUAAAAAGGUUUGUAAAAAUUGAAAAAACCUGAAGUCUCCUCGUAUUGUCCUCCUGAUAGAAAUUGUAGUCAUUAUUAAUUCAAAAUUCGAGGUUUCUUUAGUAUUCUUUCAUCGCAAAAAUUGCACGAGGUUAACACCGAAUUUAAAAACAAUGAGUUUCGACACAUCGUUUACGUAUAUUUUGAAGGGCAAAUUAACAAAAAUUCGAGGGCCGAAUAUUUAGAUUCUUGUAGACUCGGGACGCGCAAGCAACUUGCAAGCCAGGGCUACCAAUUGAUGAUUACCCUUAUUACGUUUUCAUAGCGCUUUGCAUUCUGGUGUAGUGGUAUCACUAAUAUUCAAGAUGGCUUAUUUUUUUCCUGCCCGUGCAAGAACUUUUAAAAAAAGGUAUAGGGUCAAGUGCGCGAUAGCUAACAGCAAAAUAUUCGCGAAAACAUUCAAUAUUUUCAUUCGAGGCCGCUAUCUUUAUCAAUGAUACCACUAUAACCACAAUGCAAAGCGCUACGAAAACGUAAUAAGAGGAAUCAUCAAUUGGGAGAAUGGGAGGGAAGCGGAAGUAGAGAGCCUGGCUUGCGAGGUUGGCCGUGCAAACAGGUUUGCGUAAAGAAUUGGGUCCUAGUUAAGCUACGGAUACACGGGCAAUACUUUUCUGGCGAUGGCAAUGCAAUGGUGGUAAAAUCGUUGCAUUGCCGUCGCGAGAAAGAAAUUGCUUGUGUAUCAUGCUCUGCGACGGCAAUGCAAAGCUGCGCACAAUCGUCGCCGAAAUUUCAAAUCAUUUGAUUUUCGGCAAUGAUUGCCGAAAAUUGGGAGGUGUGGUCAAGGAAGGUCAAGGUUGAUGAAUGACACGUUUCUUGACCAGCCAAUGAAAAGCGUUAUGAAGACAUAUAUUGCAGGUGAAAUAUUGCAGGUGUAGCCACCUUGUGCGACGGCAACAAUAUUGCUCGUGUAUCCGAAGCUUUAUUUCCGCGCAUGUGCACAACAAAAGUUACCGCAAAGUAUGAAAAUAUGAAAUUGUUACAUUUAGCGCAUUUUGAUGCUUUAUAAAUUAUAAAUUAUCAAUAUUCAAGAAUACUGACCGCACUACAUUCGAGGCAUGUUUCAUACUUACUGAUUAUAUUACAGUAAUAAUUUAUAAAUUAUAAAUGAAUUGUUCGCUAUAAGCUUUAUAGUUGUUUACACCGUACAUGUAUUUAUUUGUAUAUUUUUAUACAGUUUAUAUAUUGACAAUUAAUGUUGUAAAUAAUUGUAGUUUUGAUGCAGGACUAGCUCGAGCUCAUGGAUAAAUACAAUUAUUAAUAUUUUAUUAUUAUUUAUAUUAUUUAUGUUAAAUAGAUGGGGGCCAAAUGUCCGUGAAGUUUGGAGCUAGUUUGUAGCGCGAUUCAAGGCCAUUGAACGGCUGCAUCUACGACCCAGUCGACCCUUCUAUAAUAUACGAAAUAAACAAAUAAGUAAGAUGGAUAUCUUUAAUCAGUGGCGAAGCUGGCCACGGCAAUUGAUCAUGCUAUGCUAAUAAACCUGCAUAAUACAUUUCUAAAAGUUUGAAUAAUGCAAAUCAUUAAAAAUUUGCAUAGCAUAUUAGCAUGACCUGUUGCAUAAAAAGAGCAGUAAGAAUUUUUUUAGUAUUUAGCACUAUUUUAAAGCGUUUUAUAUAUAGUUGCAAUGUCUGAUAAAUGUCUUAUUUUGAUAAAUUGUCACAAUAUCGAUAAAUAGGGCAUGUAAUAAAGGGAAACUAAACCGAAACAAGGGAAAAGCCGGAAGCUUACAGACUCGGUCAAAAACUCAAAAUACAAUAACCUUUCCGCUUCUGUAAUCUGUUGUAAUUUUCUGUAAAUUGUUCUGUUUUUCUGUACCGGUUACAGUACCAAAUUAGGAGCAAAUAUGGCGGAAAAAUUUGGUUGUCUUUGUUUCAUAUGAUAUAAAUUUGUAGCAAUUAAAGGCUAGGAUAUGAGUAUAUAAAUUAUUAAUAAAGGACAAUGGUAACGAAAAUUUUUAUUGGCUAACCAAACUAUGAAAAUAUUAUCAUUUCCUUCUCGAACAUUUUAGUCUACGAAUAAAAUGCAUGCAAACUUGUUUCGCCGCCAUCUUGAAAAAAAUUUUUGAAAAAUUAUCUCGAAGAUCAAUGAACUUUGUGAUGUCAUUGGCUGGGUAGCACAAAAACUACAAGAGAGAAUUCUAUUGCGUGCGUGUUAUGUUAGGUAAAAUAUGUCGUUUUGAGCGUUAUACUGGCCAACACUCUUCGCAAUCAAACAAGAAAAGUCUACACUAUCAGAUAAAAACAUAUCGAGCGACUGGGAAAGCCAGGAAUGGCCCAAUUUACAAUACAGGUAAUUGAUCAUAAAAUAUUGCAUUAGUAUUUGUCUUGUUACACUCGAAUUUCUGCGCUUAUUUAACACGGAGUAGGAUAUAUACUAUGCGAAAUAGUGUUACAAACAAGUUACAUACUUGGUAAAACUUUUCUACCUUUUGUUUUGGCUCAAAAUGCACUACUUUAUAGUCAUGAGAUUUCGUCUACCCAGCCAAUGACGUUAGAUAAAAUAUUUUGUGGCAUGAAUUAGCAUAGUAUACGCGCUUAUUUUCAAAAUGGCGGACAACUGUUCAACUUUUCUCAAAUUCAAUAAAAUUUUCUCAACAACUAAACACGACAAACCGGCCAAAAUAUGAAAUUAAAUAUUCCGUGAGUAUACCUAAUAGAUAUAAGUAAUAAAAAUGUUGGUUGCCAAUGUUUUUUAAGGUCAAGGUUUGUGUUGCUAUAUCCUAUAGAUUCCAACUACCAGUGUCACAAACAUACCAAUACUGUAUAUACCAUAGCUGAAAAAUUAUAUCGGCAUUUUGGCGAGUAACAUUAGAAAAGAACCAUAUAUACAUAAUUAUAAUGAUAAUUAUGUAUUGCUUAAAAUUGUCACAAGCAUAUUCAAUAGUUCAAACCCUAGCCUUACAAAAGAAAUCCAGUUGGAAUUUUAAUCAUUGGAAAUGCUGCCAUUCUAAUUAGAAUUUUAAUUGGAUCUUUUCAUACAGGAAUUAGUGUUUUAAUUAUCUAAAGAGUUGUGUGCCAAGUGCCAAAUGUAUUGUUUACACCAGUUUAUUUAAUGGAUUAAAUGGAAGGCUUUAAUUCUGUCAUGUCUUCCUGCAUGAGCCAUGCACUGAUUAUUGUUAGGUAUUUCCGGUGCAAGUUUUCUCCAAUGACCUUUUCUUUUCUGGAAUAACCCAUUAUGUCCAUUAUGCAGGGCCGUAGCAAAGAGGCUAUUUUAAGAAGGGGUACAGGGUUGGUGGUGGGGGGGGGGUGUAGUAUCGCAUUUGCAGACAACAUUUCAGUCACAGUAAUAGACCUGGCUUAUGCAUAAUGACAUCACAAGGCUUGAUGCCACCGAGGAAUGCUGGUCUUAGUAGUCAUCACCUGGGAAAAUUUCAAUAGUGGCCAUUUUGAAUUGUUUAAUUUUCCCGAGCGAUGACCACUAAGAAAGACCAGCAUUCCUCGUGGGCAUCAUAGCAUUGUGCAUAAUGAUGCAUAAGGUCUAUUAAUAUUUCCCCCCAAAAUUGUUGGCGAGCAAGUUGGCAGGUGGGAGGCAGAAAUUUUUUCAGACACCCAUUAAUUAUGUAUCGUAAUUUGUUAACUUUUUCCGUAAUUUUCGUUAAUUUUGCGAAAUUUUUGCUAUAACUAUUACUUUUUAUGUACUCUGAGGCACUCAAAUAUUUUUGCUGACUACAAAAACAUUUUGCUGAUGAAUCCGAAAACAAUUUGCCGAGUCAAGCAGACAUUUACCAAGUCCAUGAUGAAUGGGGGUGUUACACCCUCAAAAGCACCCCCCCCCCCACUAGCUACACCCCUUACCUAAUGCAAUUAUAAACUACAAUUUAAAUUUACUAAUCAUUAACCCAUUGAGCCGCAAUGUGCCCCAGUGUGCCCUACGUAUUUUUUUACUUGUCUAUAAAUGUCAGAGUGUCAGACGAUUUUACUCGUCAAUGGUGAAGCUCUGCAGCUUAAGGGGUUAAAAUAAAUAAUACAAUUUGAGAAACUUGUUUCCCAUAAUUAUAUCUUUUGUACCAUAAUUAACAGGGCAGCGCCACUGUGGUCAUCGACUACCAACUUUAGUGGAACAUAUUCAAAAUAUUUUGCAAAAGUAUCCUGAUGGAGGGCAAAUUCUGAAGGUAAGUAAUUACAAAUUAUUCUGAACUACUGUAGUUCAGGAACAUUUUGUAUGCUAUUAAAUAUCCACAUAUGAGAAAAUAGAAUGCUGGGUUUUGGUGAGCAUUUAUACACACAAUUGAAGACCUAACCACACUUAAAGGUCCUCUGGCACAGCUCUCUGCAAUUAAUCUGGUGCAGUGCUCGAUCUGCGGUCACCGUGGUAGAUUACCCUCUUCAUAUUUAUAAUACAAUUACUAUAUAUAACUACCAUUUCUAUUCAAUACUUCUUUCCUAAUUUGUCUUUACAUGUGCUCAAUUUUUAAGUAGAAUUUUCAAAGUUUUACUGAUUGUUUUUGGGGGGGGGCUUAGUCUCUCUUAUUCCUACUUUUAAAAAGUUGGGGGGCUCUUAGUCCCACCUUCCCUUUUUGGGAAAAAAUGGGGCCCCAAAUUAAAAAUUUGCCCCGAGCCCCAAAAUUUCUCAAUGAGGCUCUAAAUAUAAAACCUGAAAAUGUUUCUAGUACGUAGCCUAAUAAGGUCUCUGGCACAGCUUAAAUUUGUGCUGUAACUACCUAGUAUAUACAUGUUUUAAAGUUUGUUUGUUCACUGCAACCGGGUAUAUCAAUCAUGUUUCGCUCGCUACUCUGGUUUAAAUAUUUAAUUACAAAGCCCAGUCGAAUUGUAAUCAAGACCCAACGUUUUGACACUCCAGUCUAGUGUCUUCAUCACGGGUGAUAUGACGGUGCCUAUUUGCCAGAGGAAUACACACAUCUCAUUGGCAGGUGACGUCAUCUCUUGGGGGUAUUUAAGAAGCCAUAAUUGUAAGUUUGUAACUUUAGACCACCCCUGAUGAAGACACUAUAUAGACUGGAGUGUCGAAACAUUGGGUCUUGAUUACAAUUUGACUGGGCUUUGUAAUAAUUUAUUUAAACCGUUAAACCAGAGUAGCGAGCGAAACAUGAUGGGGGGCAUGACAGUAUAUACAUGUAUUAUUUUUAUUGUCUGUCUUUUAAUUAACCAUUUAUGCACCAUUUAUGGUGGAGCUGCUGCAACCAAAAGAAGCUAGGCUUAGGUUCCUAAAUGGCUAAAUGAACCUAUAGUAGGCAAACCUUAGGUGAAGCUUGUUCUUAUAAUAUCCUGACUAAACAAUUUAAUCUAAACUUAAAAUAUAUACCUUAUAAUAAUAGAUCAUAAAUAGAUUGCAAGGCAGGCAAAUAAGCAGUGCAUUUUAAUGGGAACAAUUUUAUUUCUACCCGGACACCCUGAGGAACAAGUGGUCUAAACCACAAAAAAUUAAGGAAAAGUUAAUGAAUUAGAACUAGCAGCUGAAAAAGACCCGAACUCUUUUUGGAAAGUACUAAAAACAGUUAAUGAUGAUAUAACUAAUGACAAAACUACUACUCCCAUUUCUGAGGCAAAAUGGCUGUCCCAUUUUACAAAAUUACACUCAAAACAUACUCUCAACAAAGAACAACACGAUAUGAUUGAAACUUUGCAUAUCAAGGAACAAAAUAGAAACCAAUUCAAUAAUCUAGACCAAGUAAUUUCAGAACAAGAAAUUGUUAAUGCAAUUAAAAAACUCAAAAGAAAUAAAUCCGCAUACUCGGAUAGAAUAAAAAAUGAGAUGAUAAAAUGUAGUAUACAUAUCCCAGAUGUGUGGUGUGAAGGUCUAAUUACUCCAAUUUUUAAAUCCAAUGACAAGCUUGAUUAUAAUAACUACAGAGGAAUUUGCAUUUCUAGUUGUCUCGGCAAAUUUUUCUGUGUAAUACUGAAUAAAGGGUUACACAAUCAUACACGUGAAAAAAACAUAAUCCAUCCAUCUCAGAUCGGAUUUUUACCUGGAUAUCGAACAGCUGAUCAUAUUCUUACAUUGAAAUCAUUGAUUGAUAAAUACGUUAAUCAAAAAACAAAUGGAAAGAUAUAUGCAUGCUUUGUCGAUUUCAAAAAGGCAUUUGACUCUGUUUGGCACAAUGGCUUACUAUUAAAAUUACUUAGAAAUGGGGUUAGUGGCAAUGUCUAUAGCCUAAUUAAAAACCUUUAUUCAAAAUCAAGAUGCGCAGUAAGGCAAUCAAAACAUAGUACCUCUUUUUUCCCAUAUUGUAAGGGGGUACGUCAAGGAUGUAUUAUAAGUCCUAUAUUAUUUAACAUAUACCUAAACGACAUACCAUCAUUGCUUGAUAACAAAGAUUCUGACCCACUCACACUCCCAAAUUGUACAAACUGAAUUGUCUGUUCCCGACGAUCUGAUAAUAUUAUCUAGAUCGAAAAUUGGCCUCCAAAGCUGUUUAAACCAGUUAAACAACUGGUGCAAUAAGUGGAUGAUGGAGGUUAAUUUAAAAAAAACUAAAGUUAUGAUUUUCCAGAAACCAAUGUCAAAACAACAAACUCCACAAUUUCUAUUUGCAAACAAAAUACUUCAAGUAACACAAGAUUACAACUAUUUAGGUCUUAAACUUACAACCAAUGGGAAAUUUACCAUAGCAAUGAAACAACUUGCUGAUAAAGCAAAACAUGCUAUGUUCAGCACAAAGAAAAAAGUUGAUUUUCACUCACUGAAUCCAAAUUAACUAGCAAUCAAAAUUUUUUACAGUAUUACUGUAUCUCGCCAAUACUUCUAUAUAAUUCAGAAGUAUGGGGUGCAUUCAUCAAUAGCGAUCUUAAUAAAUGGGAUCAAUCCGAAACAGAAAAAGUUCAUUCCACAGGGUUCGUACGGGUCCUGGAAACCAGGAAAGUCAAGGAAUUUCAAUAUUCCAAAAUCCAGGCCUGGAAAUCCUGGGAAAUCAAUUUUAGUCAUGGAAAGUCAUGGAAAGUUGAAAUUUUACAUAGCAUUAACAAAGUAUUUUACUUAUUUCAAUUUACCAGUCAUAACAAUAAUAUGAAUUGUUGUUAUAUACUGUAACGGAUUUUUCCAAGAGCAAAGUGAAUUUUUUUUCUUUUAUUAUAUCUGUUAUCGUUAAAGUAUUAACGAAUUUCAGAAAUUCCAGACUUCCAGGUCAUGGAUUUUGAAAAAAAUGGUCAUGGGAAGUCAUGGAAAAGUCAUGGGAUUUUAAAUGUGAGAAGGUGUACGAACCCUGAUUCCAGAUUCUGCAAACUAUACUUAGGAGUUAAUAGAAAAGCAACAAAUGUAGCGUGUAGAGGUGAAUUAGGAAAAUUUCCUCUAUUAAUAACCAUACACAAAAGAAUAAUCAAAUACCUUGCACACAUUAAUACCCUUCCUGACUUCACUAUUGUGAAACAAGCAUUCCUAAUCUCCAAAGAACUUUAUGAACUGAAUAAACCCGGUUUUUACUCCAAUGUCAUGAAGAUACUUAAAUCAUACUAGUACGUAAAUGAUGAACUAAAUGAAUCAGAAUCUAUUACUAUUCAUCAACAAAGUCAAUUUAUAAGCAAUGCUAAAAAUAAAUAUGUCACCUUUUGGAAACAUAAGUUAGACAAUUCCUCCAAACUCUCUUUCUACAGCACAUUUAAAUCUGAAUAUAAGUUAGAGAACUACCUUACAACUAUAAGAAACACAUCUCAAAGAAAAGCAGUAACUAAAUUUCGAAUAAGUUGUCAUAAGUUACAGAUUCAAUACGGUCGAUAUCACAACAUCCCCCGUGAACAACGCUUGUGUAAUCUCUGUGAUACAAACGAAAUUGAAGAUGAAUAUCACUUUGCACUAUCUUGUAACUACUACAGAGAAGACAGAAACACCACAAACAAUAUAUUACAAAGUUAGAAUGUUUGCUGAGUUGUUGACAAUCACAGCACGGGCGGAUUUACUUGGGGUUAGGGGGUGGGGUUAAACCCCCUUAGAAUCUUCGUAACCCCUCUAAUAAAGUGUUCAGCCCUACCAAAAUUUUGCGUCACCCCUCCUAUUUUGUGUGAAAGGCUUUAACCCUAACGUCUAACCCCUGCCGAAGCUCACUGAGAGGUGCCGCUUGCACCCCACCAGAAAUUUUUCUACCCCUCCUUUUAAAUAAAUGAAAAGCUGCCCUUGAAUCAUGCAAUACUUAUUAAAACAGGAUGUAGUUUUAAGAGCAUGUACUCUGACUGCAUGUAUGCAUUUAUAUAUAGGUGCACAUACAGUGACCCACAAUUAAAUACCCUGGGUUCUACAAUUAAAUUAGUACUACAAUUACAAAGCAUGCAUGUAUGAAAACAGGAUGUGGAAAAGCAUGCAUUUAUACGGAUUUAUUUAUAAGGUUGGGUUACUCUUGUUCACUGGUACUUGACCGCCAUAUUUUAAUAGGAACUGAUCCAGAAUGCAGAUGACGCAGGAGCAACUGAAGUCAGUUUUCUUUUUGAUGAACGAAUUUAUGGAGUCGAAUCUUUGGAAAAUCCCGAGCUUGCUCGCUUUCAAGGCCCAGCUCUUUACUGUCACAACAAUGCCAUAUUCAAAGAGCAAGACUGGGAAGGUAUUCGCAAUCUCAUGAAAAGUAACAAGAAAGAAGAUCCUUUGAAAAUUGGCCGUUUUGGUAUUGGGUUUAAUUCAGUUUAUCAUAUAACAGGUAUUUAAGGCUAAGCGUUCAUUGUACUAUGUAUGGACAGCGUGUCGCUGAGUAAAUUUCCAGUUGAAAUUGCUUCGGCCCCUCCUGGGAUUUUUUCGGCCUCCCUUGACUGGAAAUCCUGGCUACGUCAUUGAUUAUACGGAGCUACUGUAAAAACAACACCGGGGACCGGGGUCCACUAAAACUACAGAAAGGGAAACACAUUUUCAGUCACCCGUAAUGCCAUUAUGAUCUUUACUGUUCAAGUAGGUACAGAGAGGAGAGGUACAGUUCCAGCCAGGGUCUAAACUUGGGGGGGGGGAAUGUUUAUGGCAUUUGCGGAAUGCGUGCGGCAAAGCCUCGAAGAAUGUAGGGGGCUACGGGGACAACUCUAUUUCACGUAUUUCAGGACGAGGUUUGAAGAAAAAGCAAAAAGUAACUUUUAAAAUGUAAAACAUUGUAUUAUACACACAAAUACAACAACAAAAUAGCACGAUGUCUUCGUUUUUGAAGUGGAAAUUAUAUUGUAAUAACAAGAAUGAACUUUGAACUUUGAUUGCUGUGCUAUGCGCGUAAAUUCAAGUUCAAAUAUGCUUUCAACCACCAUGCAGUCCAUAGGCAUUUUUACUGGAGUUAGGAUUCUAGAGAGGGAAGACCACAACUUUUAUUGGGAAUCAUUAUUCACACCUCUUCAGCUUCCCACAAGGGCAGUCCUUUUGCCCAUUGUGAGGAGGGCAGAUCCCCCUCCCCCCCCCCUCCCCCCCCUCCUUGGAUAUGCCAUUAUGGUUUGAGUGGUUUCAACCAGGGCGUUUACAGUAUAUAUAGAGGGCGGUGGGCGGUGCAACGCCAGUCAUUUGAUUGAUCGACUUGUGAUGUAGUAGGGACUGGGGCGAGCGUGUUUUCGCGCGAAAAUCCAACAAAAACAGAUUUUUAUUUUUUUGUCAUUUGACAGUUUUUUUGCGAUUUUUCCUUAUUUCUUUACUUGUUGAAGAAACUUAUUCAGGUUUACAAAUGAAAUGUUACUUUUUCUUUGGAUAUAUUGCAUUUGUUUUUGUGGAAACAAUUGUGACAGACAUGAUUUAAUGUGGAAUUUAAUACUUGCCUUUGGCUUCGCUCUUUUUCCGACUUCCUUGGGGACCGUUCAUUAUUUAUACCAGGGGUUGGAACCGAAGAGAAGCGAAAAACACUGUAAUUUUUUUAUUUACCCGAUCUCAACAAUGGUCAAAAUAAUGUUUACCCAACCCAUGUGUUACUGUACUUCAUAUUAAUAAUUAAACACACAAGAUUAUGGUGACAGAAAUCAAGUUGCCUAAAUUCUAAAAGCUCACACUGAAACUCACUGAGUGUGCCAAAGCAAUCACGUUUCUGCUGAUCAAUGAUAGAGUCCUUCCUCUAUCACUGAUGGUCUAUUUUGGUACAGAAUGCAUUGUACACAUUUUUCUUCAUAUUUUCCAAUGCAUGGUAAUUUUGGUUUUAUUUUAUUUUAUUUUAUUUUAUAGCUGACAAACAGCCAUAAUUUUUUUUACCCAACCCAUGAGCCAGUCAAAAAUUUGAUUACCCAACCCAUAUCUCUUCGGUACCAACCCCGGGUAUAAAUAAUGAACGGUCCCUUGCCCUUGGCGGCGAAAUAUAUUUUUCAACGACGAAAAUAGCUGCCGCAGUGUGGAUAUGUUGAAGUUUUCCCCUUUAUAAUAUAUCUCAUAUCUUAUAUUUUAUAAAGUUUGGUUCAAAUCGAAGUCUAUUGGUAUCAGAAAUAAGGUCGAAAACGACUGUUUUUGAUGCGAAUCGUUUUCAAGUUUAUUUUACAUAUAAUAAACGUUUAAUAAGCACACAAUGUCAAUGAACUACAGAUGGCUGAUAGGUUGAAUUUUCGAUAAAAUUUUAGCCAAUCUAGACUGUUAAACUUUCUAUUGACUUGGCUAGAACAUUCGAUGCAAAGUUUUCUGCUUUUUGUUCUUCAAAACUUGUGUUUAAUUUGCAAACUAACAGUAUAUUAUGAUAAUAAUAAUAAUAAUAAACAAAGUAGACUCGAUGCACGCCCGAACACCACACUCGAAGGUGAAAAUUUUCACCACGCAUUUUUGGGCUGCCUAUGUACUUAUCAACUAUUCCUUCCCAAAAAUUACGAAGCAAAAACUGGGGCAAGCAAAGGCUUUGAGUAUCAGGCCAUUGAGCGCGCUCGUUGCACCGCCCUAUAUUUAAGUGCCCUCGUUUCAACCGCCAUUUCCAAUUUCCAAGGCUAGUUCAGUGCUUGUUUGUGUAAGUUUCUGUCCUAUUUAUUUGUAGAUCUUCCUGGAAUUGCAAGUGGUGAUACCAUUGCUUUUUUGGAUCCACAUGAAGAGUAUUUCAGAAAUGAAAAAGGUAGGGGAAGUUCUGUAACCUUGUAUUAUUUCGACGAAGAAUUGUUGCAAGAGAAGACCAGAGAUCAAUUCAUGCCAUUCCAUGAUGUAUUUGGUUGUAAUUUAGACGACUCCGAAAAUUAUGAAGGCACGCUUUUUCGCUUUCCAAUGCGCACGACAGCGUCAGAAUUAUCGGAUGAGGGAUACACUAAAGAAAAGGUGUUGAAGUUGUUUGAUUCGUUACAAAAAGAAGCAUCCGUUGUUCUUCUUUUCCUCAAAAACAUCUGCAGCAUUAGUUUACAUAAACGUUCUGAGAAUGGCGAAAUUCAAUGUAUCUUCAAGGUUGAAAUUGCAGAAAAAUCGCGCGAGGAAGUUGUAAAAAUACGACAAGUAUUUUUGAGCAAAGCAGCAGAAACGUCUGAUCAUGAGAUAUCCGAAUCUAGAUAUAUUAUGAAUAUUAAAGUGUCGAAAGAUUCGACUACCCAAGAAUUCCGAUGGUUAGUUGUCAACCAAAUUGGUUCUAAUGUGAAACGCAUUUCAGAAUUAGCCACAAAAGAGAAUCUUCCUCCUUGGAUUGGUAUGGCAUUACCAUUGGACAAUGAAAGAAGCAGUAUGAACGACGGAAGGAUAUUUUGCUUUCUUCCUUUACCUCCUGAUGUCGACUGCGAGACUGGCCUUCCUGUUCAUGUUCACGGCGCCUUUGCCUUGACUGACAACAGGCGUGGUCUUGUUUGGCCUGGAGCAGAUAACCAGAGCUCGACAGCUGAAUGGAACAAGUUGUUACUUUCAAAUGUAGCUGUUGAAGUUUAUUCGAAAGUUCUUCAUGUCCUUUUGCAAAAUUUACCAUCCAUUGGAAUCGAUGAAAGUUCCAGAAGUCAAUUGGUGUACUCGACAUUGCCAUGCAAAGCUAAAGUGAAAGGGCAUUGGCAGGUAAUUUUGGAUCCUCUGCUGCAAAAAUUAUCAAAAGAAGAGUGGAAACUCUUUCUUGCACAGCCCACAUCCGCUAAUUCUUGGAUCAGGUUGCAAGAUGGUAUUGUUGAUCGUCUGCCGGUUGAUAACAACGCGCGUGAAACAGUGUUAAGAGCGUUGCAGGGCUGUUCGCAAACUGUCAUCACUAACAUUCCAGCUCAUGUUCUGAAUAUCGUGGACGACUACUUCCCUUCUUCACGUGAUAUCACCCCUGUCUUAUUGCGGUCAGUUUUAAAAACGCAGCACGACCUCAAAGCUUCGCACGAGGAUAAAAUAAAAAUGCUAGAAUUUAUUUUGGAGGAUGGUCCCACUGAUGAUUUGGAAGGAGUUCCCCUGCUUCCCUUAGCAGAUCAGCACUUUUCCACAUUUAUAUCAAAUACCUAUGGUGACAAUCCCUCUUCGUCUGUGUUUGUAGCCACUGCCAAUUGUCCAAGAUCUGUGCUACCAAAUUUCGAUAAUCGAUUUUUGAGUGAAGAUAUUCCGACGACGGUGAGAGACAAGCUUCAAACACUUGCAAGUAAGGACCCACAAAGCAGAAGUACCACACAGCUGGUUUUGAUGAACAAAGAGAUUACACUGCAAAACCUUCGUUCAUGUUUGCCCGUGGAAUGGUUUGAUAAUAUCAAUGAAGUCGUGCAGUGGAUGCCUGAGAAAGCUGGUCAUCCUUCAGAAUCUUGGUUAGAAGUGAUUUGGUCGUGGAUUAAUGCCAAUUUUCCAGAUUCGCUCGAGUCCUUCAUCGGUCUUCCACUUAUUCAACUACCUACACAACAACUUGGUGUCUUAUCAAAACAGUCCAAGUUUAUUUUUGCUUCUGAUGUCUCGGGGAACUGUCUUCCAGAUGUGGUUGUGAACCUGCUUGAAGCAUCUGGUUGUACUGUUGUACCAAAACAAUCUUCUAACUUGAGACAUUCGGACAUCAACACAUACAUUGCUUCCGCUACUCCAACGGGUGUCAUGACUGUUCUCACCCGGACCUCGUUAGAAAAAGCACAAGCACAUGUCAAGUUAUGUACUUCAGAUGAACGACAUAAGCUACGAGAUUUUCUGUCCCGCCUUCCAACCAAUUUAGAUUGUACUCAACGUAAUCUAUUGCUUCGUAUACCAUUAUUUAAUACACUAGACGGCUCCAGCGUGGCCAUCGAAACAGGAAGCGAAACUGUAUUUGUGGCCGAACCCAACUUUACUUUUCCAGAUGAUUUCAAGUUCCGUAGAUGUAACCAGAUAAUUUCAUCUGCUGAUACAAGCACCCAACAGCUGUUGCAUCUUCUAGAUGUCAAGACUCUUAAUUCGGCAGAAGUUCUUGUUAAAUUCUUGUUUCCAGACAUCCGGGCACUGAAUGUUUAUGGCCUUGACGAGACAGCAAAGGUAAUGCUUUGGAUAAUAGCAAGAGUGUUUGACUUCAAGUCACAGAGUGAUAAAUUCAUUGAAGAAAUGAAGAAUUUACCAUUUGUUCCUACAGAUAAAGGUGAAAUUGUAAAACCAAGUGACCUUUACGAUCCUGGUGACGCUACAAUCUUAAAUUUAUUCCACAGCGAGCCAAACAAAUUUCCGAGACAUGACUACUGCGAACCUCAUGUUGUAUCAAUUUUGAAAGAUCAGAUGGGUUUACGGACCAUAGACAAAAUAACAGGAAAUGACUUGUUUCAAGUCGCUGCAUGUAUUAGCACGUCUUCACAGUUGUCAUCCAGUCACAAACUCCAAGCUUUAGUGAAGAUCCUCAACGAUACCCCAGAAUAUCUUAACCAAAAUCUUAACUCGGGUGUUACACUGAAGUCUGAAUUACUCGGGGUGAAGUGGUUACCUCGUGCCACAACUUCUCAAACGGUUUGCCCACGCUUUCCACAAUCCAUGACAUGGUAUACUUGUGAUGCUCAAUAUUUUACACCUUCAGAACUUUGUAAUAAAUCGCACGCUUUGGUCGUUGGUUCAUCAAUGCCAAUCCUUGGCAUCGACCUCCAUGAAAAAGUUCUUGAAAAAUUGGGUUUGACGGCUGAUCCUCCUGUGAAGCAAGUUGCUGCUCAGCUUAAAAUAGCAAUCCAAAUAUGGUGUGCUUUGAACGAAAGAAAGGUUUGCGCUUUGUUUAAGGAAAUGAUCGUCGCUAUCUACAAUCAAUUCACACGCUGUCCGAAGGAAACUGUUUUCGAACAAUUGAACGACGCUUCCAUGGAACACUGGAUUUGGCAUGGAGCAGGAUUUUGCUCACCUUCUCAAAUAGCUUUUAAGAUGGAUGUUCCGUUAGACUUACGUCCGCAAUUGUAUCUUUUACCCGAAGAACUCAAAGAUGAUACGAAGCUAGAACAAUUCUUUAUUCAAACUGGCGUGCGUGCAAUGUUCUCCGAAGAAGACAUCAUUUCAGUUCUUCCUGCUUUGAAGCAAAAACAUGAAGCACCUAAUGUGCCUACAGGUGAUGCUGAAAAAGAUUUAAAGUUAUGUCGCUCCAUUUUAGAAUGGCUUGUUGGAAAAAGUUUGUCAGAAAGCAUGAAAGAAAACUUGCUAUUUCCCGUAGAAAGUGAAGAAAAUAUUUUGAUUUUGCAUCCCUAUAAGGAGUGUGCUUAUUCUGAUGUCGAUUGGCUGCGCCGUGGCGAGUCAACGCUAGACAUCCCUGACGAGUAUCCAUUAAUCCACGAUUCUGUACCAACAAAGAUAGCUAUUUCACUCGGCGUCCCGAAGUUGAGUUCUUGCUUGUUGUCAGCAGAGACCUUGGAUUUUGACUUGGGUAUUGAAAAAUCUGGUCCUAGUGAGCCAAUUACCACACGAAUUCAUAACAUUCUCGAGGAUUACAAGGAAGGAGUUGGAGUCUUCAGGGAGUUGAUUCAAAAUGCUGACGAUGCUGGAGCCAGUAAAGUUCGUUUUCUUGUGGAUUGGAGAGUUGGUCCAAAUGAUAAACUCCUGGCAGAUGGGAUGUCUGAAUGUCAAGGCCCUGCAUUAUGGGCUUACAACGAUGGAUUGUUUAGUGACAAGGACUUCGAAAACAUCAACAAACUUGCUGGAGCAACAAAGAAGCAAGAUAUUGCAACCAUUGGAAGAUUUGGUCUUGGCUUCAAUGCCGUGUAUCAUCUGACAGACGUACCUAGCUUUGUAAGUAGAGAGUACAUUGUUAUGUUUGAUCCAAACUGUCAUCAUUUACAAAAACACAUCACGGAUGUUUCGCAACCUGGUAUACGUAUCAACCUUGCAAAGUCCCCGAGACCUCUGCAAGUAUUUGAAAACCAGUUCCAACCAUAUCAUGGCAUAUUUGGUUGCAACAUGAAAUACAACGCAGAGGGAUCGUUCGAUUAUCAAGGAACAUUAUUUCGGUUUCCAUUUCGGACAUUGGUGCAAGCUGGGAAGAGUGAGAUAUGUCAGAAAGUGUACGAUGAAGAGAAAGUGAAAGCCAUCGUCGAGUCCCUUAGAGAAAGCGCUUCGUUGCUAUUGGUUUACACUGAACAUGUGACAGAGGUGGAGCUAUUUGAGUUAAAGAGCAACCAGAAGCCGGAACAGAUGCAACCGAUUUUGUCCGUAAAGAAGACUGGUGAUAGUCUUGGUAAUGAUACACCAUUCAUCAAGACUUGUUCAAAAUGGUGGAGUGACAAGAUGCAAGAUGAAGUUUCCUUAAACGAAUGUCCUUCUAAAUCGCAGUAUAUUACAAUCGACAUAGUCGAGUCAACAACAUCUUCUUCUGGUAAGAUUGAACAUUCACACCGCCAAGAACCGUGGCUAACUAACUCGUGCAUGGGGACAGGCUCGUCUUCCGCUCUGGCGCUUACACCCGAAGGUCGAGAAAAGGGUCUGAUGCCGUUUGCUGAAACUGCAGCAAAAUUAAAUUGUGUAAAAACUGCAACAAAAAUUCCCCAAGUUGUUCCAGGCGAGGCAUUUUGUUUCCUACCACUCUCCAUUCAAACUGGACUCCCUUUGCACAUCAACGGUUACUUUGCUAUCACGUCGAAUCGUCGUGCGCUCUGGGAACCCGGUACAACAGAACAUGAUAAACCGUUCGAGGGUGAUUGGAAUGUAAGCUUACUGAGUGAUGCCAUCGCAUGUUCGUAUCUUCAACUUUUGCAAGAAAUCAAGUAUAAACUUCCUGAGGAUGCCACCAAAAGCCUUGAAGCAAUGUUGCCAUGUUACGAUUCUUUACACUCGACAAUCUGGGAACCAUUAGUAAAGAGUGUUUAUGCCAAAAUAGUAAACGAGUCUUUGGCGAUAUUUUGGUGCAAUGGAAAAUGGCUGGAUAUCAACAGUGGCUUUAUUCUUGAUAAUGACCUGCGCGAUGCCCCAGGGGUGAUCUUAACUAUGAAUUCAUUAGAUAGAACUGCCUUGGAUUUGACUGAAAACGUUUGUAAAUCAUUUAAGAAAGCUGGCUAUGAAGAUACCAUAAAAAGUCGUACAUUAACACUAGAGCGAUUUUUCCAAGAGUUAUUUAUUCCAAACAUUUCCAGAAUUACACACGAGUUACGAGAACCGCUGGUCAGCUAUGGUUUGGUCUGCAUACUGAAAGGCCAGGUGGAAUUAGAGAAGUUGUUUAGAGAUAACGAAUCCAUUUUAAAUGAUGGCGGCCAACUGAAGAAACCAGCAGAACUUUUUGAUCCGAAUGAUUCUCAAUUACAGUUGUUGUUUUUUCAAGAGCCCGGAAAAUUUCCUAACCAAGAUUUUGUUGGCAAUAACGAUUCGCUUCUAUCUGUGUUAAAGAAGUUAGGUCUGCGUAACAAAGCUAUGAUAACGUCCGAAGAAUUGUCGAAUGUUGCGAAGACCAUCUCACUGUCCAAGUAUUCAGAUCCGUUGAUUAGAAAGAGCCAAGCGUUGGUAAGCAUUCUUCAAUCUAAACCAGAAUGUCUUUCACAAGUUGUGAACGGAUGUAGUACCCUUAAAGAAGAAUUGCGAGGGAUUAAGUGGCUACCACGCGCACAAUCUCCACCGGAGAGCUGCCGAUACCCCGAGAAAAUGCCUUGGUUUGAUGCCCAAAACGCGUUCUUUUCACCUGUCGAACUUCGCGGUAAAUCCCAGGCUCUUUUGAUUGGAUCGUGUAUGCCUGUUGCAGACAUAAUUCCUGAAAGUUUCCUUGUCGAGUUGGGCGUAGUCGUUGAUCUACCAAUUGAAAAUGUUGUUGAACAACUUUCCAAAGCCGUCCUAUUGUGGUGCACUGAUCCUCAGAUGAAAUCUACGUCGCAGUUUCAAGACUUGAUUUUGACUAUUUACCAACAUCUAGCUGAAACUCCUCAAGAUACACUUUCGAAAGCGCUGAAACAAGCUGAACUUGCAGACUGGGUCUGGCAUGGGACUGGGUUUUGCUCACCUUCUCAAAUAUCCUUCAAGAUGGAUGUUCCGUUAGAUUUACGCCCGCAAUUGUUCAUUUUACCCAAAGAACUCAAAGAGGAUGCGAAGCUGGAACAAUUCUUUCUUCAAAGUGGCGUACAUGCAAGGUUCUCCGAAGAAGACAUAAUUUCAGUUCUUCCUGCUUUGAAGCAAAAACACGAAACAUCUGAUCUGCAUGCAGGUGAUGUCGAAAAAGAUUUAAAUAUAUGUCGCUCCAUUUUAGAACGGCUUGUUGGAAAAAAUUUGUCGGAAAGCAUAAAAAAGAACUUGCUAUUUCCCGUAGAAAGUGAAGACAAUAUUUUGGUUUUGCAACAUUAUAAGGAGUGUGCUUAUUGUGAUGCUGAUUGGCUACGCCGUGGAGAAUCAAAGCUAGAUAUCUCUGACGACUAUCCAUUAAUUCAUGAUUCAGUACCAACAAAGAUAGCUGUCUCACUUGGCGUCCCAAAGUUAAGUUCUUGUUUGUUGUCAGCGGAAACCUUGGAUUUUGACUUGGGUAUUGAAAAAUCUGGUCCUAAUGAGCCAAUUACCACACGAAUUCGUAACAUUCUCGAGGAUUACAAGGAAGGAGUUGGAGUCUUCAGGGAGUUGAUUCAAAAUGGUGACGAUGCUGGAGCCAGUAAAGUUCGUUUCCUGGUGGAUUGGAGAGUCGGUCCGAUGGAUAAACUCCUGGCAGAUGGCAUGUCUGAAUGUCAAGGCCCUGCAUUAUGGGCUUACAACGAUGGGUUGUUCAGUGACAAGGACUUCGAAAACAUCAACAAACUUGCUGGAGCAACAAAAAAGAAAGAUAUUUCAACCAUUGGAAGAUUUGGUCUUGGUUUCAAUGCCGUGUAUCAUCUGACAGACGUACCCAGCUUUGUAAGUAGAGAGUACAUUGUUAUGUUUGAUCCAAACUGUCAUCAUUUACAAAAACACAUCACGGAUGCUUCGCAACCUGGUAUACGUAUCAACCUUGCAAAGUCCCCGAGACCUCUGCAAGUAUUUGAAAACCAGUUCCAACCAUAUCAUGGCAUAUUUGGUUGCAACAUGAAAUACAACGCAGAGGGAUCGUUCGAUUAUCAAGGAACAUUAUUUCGGUUUCCAUUUCGGACAUUGAUGCAAGCUGGGAAGAGUGAGAUAUGUCAGAAAGUGUACGACGAAGAGAAAGUGAAAGCCAUCGUCGAGUCCCUUAGAGAAAGCGCUUCCUUGCUAUUGGUUUACACUGAACAUGUGACUGAGGUGGAGCUAUUUGAGUUAAAGAGCAACCAGAAGCCAGAACAGAUGCAACCGAUUUUGUCCGUGAAGAAGACUGGUGAUAGUCUUGGCAAGGAUACACCAUUCAUCAAGACUUGUUCCAAAUGGUGGAGUGACAAGAUGCAAGGUGAAGUUUCCUUAUGCGAAUGUCCUUCUAAAUCACAGUAUAUUACAAUCGACAUAGUCGAGUCAACAACAUCUUCAUCUGAUGAGAUUGAGCAUUCACACUGCCAAGAACCUUGGCUAACUAACUCGUGCAUGGGGACAGGCUUGUCUUCCGCUCUGGCGCUUACACCCGAAGGUCGAGAAAAAGGUCUGAUGCCGUUUGCUGAAACUGCAGCUAAAUUAAAUUGUUGUGUACAAACUGCAACAAAAAUUCCCCAAGUUGUUCCAGGCGAGGCAUUUUGUUUUCUACCACUCUCCAUUCAAACUGGACUCCCUUUGCACAUCAACGGUUACUUUGCUAUCACGUCGAAUCGUCGUGCGCUCUGGGAACCCGGUACAACAGAACAUGAUAAACCGUUCGAGGGUGAAUGGAAUGCAAGCCUACUGAGUGAUGCCGUCGCAUGUUCAUAUAUUAAACUUUUGCAAGAAAUCAAGUGUAAACUUCUUGAUGAUGCCACGGAAAAGCUUCAAACAAUGUUGCCAUGUUACGAUUCGCUACACUCAACUAUCUGGGAACCUUUAGUAAAGAGUAUAUAUGACAAAAUAGUAAACGAGUCAUUGGCGAUAUUUUGGUGCAAUGAAAAAUGGCUGGAUAUAGACAGUGGCUUUAUUCUUGACGAUGACCUGCGCGGUGCUCCUCAGGUGAUCUUGACUAUGAAUUCAUUAGAUAGAAAUGUCCUGGUUUUGACUGAAGAAGUUUGUAAAUCGUUUAAGAAAGCUGGCCAUGAAGAUACCAUAAAAAGUCGCACAUUAACACUAGAGCGAUUUUUCCAAGAGUUAUUUUUCCCAAACAUUUCCAGAAUUACACACGCGUUACGGGAACCACUGGUCCGCUAUGGGUUGGAUUGCAUACUGAAAGGUCACGAGGAAUUGGAAGUGUUGUUUAGAGAUAACGAAUCUAUUUUGAAUAAUGACGGCCAACUGAAGAAACCAGCAGAACUUUUCGAUCCAAAUGAUUGUCAAUUACAAGAAUUGUUUUUCCAAGAGCCUGGAAAAUUUCCUAACCAAGAUUUUGUUGCUAAUAACGAUUCGCUUCUAACUGUACUAAAGAAGUUAGGUCUGCGUAGCAAAGCUAUGAUAGUGCCCGAAGAAUUGUUGAAUGUUGCAAAGACGAUUUCACUGUCCGAGUAUUCAGAUCCGUUGAUUAGAAAGAGCCAAGCGUUGGUGAGCAUCCUUCAGUAUAAACCAGAAUGUCUUUCACAAGAUGUGAACGGAUGUAGUACACUUAAACAAGAAUUGCGAGGGAUUAAAUGGCUUCCACGCGCACGAUCGCCACCAGAAAGCUGUCGAUAUCCCGAGAAAAUGCCUUGGCUUGAUGUUGAAAACGCAUUCUUUUCACCUGAUGAACUUCGCGAUAAAUCUCAAGCUCUUUUGAUUGGCUCUUGUAUGCCUGUUAUAGACAUAAUUCGAGACGAUUUCCUCGUCGAGUUGGGCAUAGUCUUCGAGCUGCCAAUUGAAAAUGUUGUUGAACAACUUUCCAAAGCCGUCGAGUUAUGGCGCACUGAUCCUCAUGAGAUGAAAUCUACUUCGCAGUUUCAAAGUUUGAUAAUUGCUAUUUACAAACAUCUAGCUGAAAUUCCUCAAGAUAUACUUUCCGGAGCUCUAAAACAAGCUGAACUCGCACGCUGGGUUUGGCAUGAAACGGGCUUUGCAUGUCCCACUCAUGUUGCAAUGGAGAAUUUUCUUAUUGAUCUUCAUCCUCACUUAUUCUAUUUGCCAAAAUAUCUACACCCAAAUGAAGCACUCGAAGAAUUUUUCGUCAGAAACGGAGUACGGAGAGAGUUUUCCAAGAAAGAUAUCAUCUCAGUUUUGUCAUCUGUAAAGAAAAAACACGAGAGUGGUUCACCUAAUGCGACUGAAAAUAUCAAGCAUGACGUCGAAUUGUGCCGCUUUAUUGUCGAAUGGCUCGUUGAUGAUGGCGAAGAGUUGUCCGACGACUUGCAAGAAGAAGUUAUGGUUCCCAUUCAGACAAGCGAGAAAUCUUUAAUCCUGAAGCCGUGUAAGGAUUGUACAUUCUGUGAUCAUGAUUGGAUGCGUCAAGGUCGAUCGGAACUUGAUAUUCCCGAAGAAUUCUUCCUUAUUGACGAGUCAAUAUCUACAAAAACCGCAAGAUCGUUAGGAGUGAAAGCACUGAGCACUUGUCUAAUAUCUGGCGAGGAACUUGAUUUUGAACUAACCGGGCAAAACGAGCCGUUGACGACGAGAUUAAGUAAUAUCCUUUCUGAUUACAAGGAGGGUGUUGGCGUAUUUAAGGAAUUGAUCCAAAAUGCGGAUGAUGCUGGUGCAAAAAAAGUGUGCUUUCUGAUUGACUGGAGAGAAGGACCAAAGAAAAGCCUUUUUUCUCCUUCAAUGUCCGAAUGCCAAGGUCCUGCGCUCUGGGCGUACAACGAUGCUGUUUUUAGCGAUAGCGACUUCAAAAAUAUCAAUAAGCUUGCAGGAGCAACAAAAAAAGAAGAUUUGGAAAAGAUUGGACGCUUCGGACUUGGUUUCAAUGCCGUUUAUCAUCUUACAGACGUACCAAGCUUUCUAAGCAGACAAUAUCUUGUCGUGUUUGAUCCAAAUAUCCAGCAUUUAAUUGGAAAAAUAACCGAGACGCAUCCCGGACUUCGUAUUGACCUUGCGAAGAAUGCCAGACCACUGAAAACAUUUUCCGACCAGUUUCAACCUUAUCAUGAUGUUUUCCAUUGCAACACCCACCAGAAGGAUGGGGAAAGAUUUAACUUCAACGAGACAUUAUUUCGUUUCCCUUUUCGUACCAAGUUACAAGCAAUCAGAAGUGAAAUAAGUCAAGAAGUCUAUGGCGCAGAGAAAGUAAGAGCUCUAGUUAAUAGUCUGAGAGAAGGCCUGACACUUAUUUUGUUAUACACACAGCGUGUGAAUGAAGUUGAAGUGUACGAGCUUGGCAAGGAUGAAGAUCCUCAGACGAUGCGAUUGAUCUUAUCGACUAAGAAAAGUACGGAGUCUGUAAAUCUGGAGCUGAAUGCACAAUUUUCUGAAGAUCGAUCCGAAAGCACGCCUGACGCCCCCAAAUUAUCUUUCAUAAAGGAAUGUUCUCAGUGGUGGAAAGCACACUGCUCAAAGACUGCUGUGUCGUCUAGUCCUUCCCGGUCUGAAAUCAUAUCAAUUGAAGUAACGGAACAAAAUGCAGAACAAAGGAAAGAACAGUGGCUGGUAAGUUCUUGUAUGGGAACUGAUUCAUCUUUGCUACUGGCCAUGAAUGAAGGUCACAAGGAUGGUUUACUUCCUUGUGGUGGAACAGCAGCUAAACUAUCUUCGGAUACCACACCAAUUCCAGAGUCAAUCUUUGGGGAAGCGUUCUGUUUCCUUCCUCUUUCUAUUGCAACCGGACUCCCAGUACACAUCAACAGUUCUUUUGCUAUCAUGAAUAAUCGUCGCAGUAUCUGGGAGCGAAGUAGUUCAACUCGUUAUAAAGGUAGAUGUUCGAUUAUUUUUCAUAUUAGCUGCGCGCAUUGCAUUUUGGGUAUUUGUGCAUUGCAUUUUAAUUGGGUAUUUGUGCAUUGCAUUUUAAUUGAUUAAAAUUGAGAAUUAUGCCAGUUACAUGAAAUAAAUUUCCUGCCUUGCUCGCUCCCUGUGGUAGCAAUAAUUGUUACAUGUCAACUUGUUCUCCACUAUAAUAAAUAACUGGACCCCCCCCCCCUUCUGAACCACUAUUUUUAGGUGACCCCCCUUUUUCGGUCAAAAAUACCUCAUGACCCACCCCCUUUUUUUGCCAGCCCACCCCCAGUCAUAAAUAAUGAAUGGUCCCUUAAAUAGAUGGGGGCAGAAUGUCCGUGAAGUUUGGAGCUAGUUUGGAGCGCGAUUCAAGGCCAUUCAACGGCUGCAUCUACGACCCUUCUAUAAUAUACGACGGAUAACAAGUAAGUAAGAUGGUCUACUUAUAAAAGAGCCGGCCACGCUGGCUAGUAAGAUGGAUGUCUUUAAUCAGUGGCGAAGCUGGCCACGGCAAUUGAUCAUGCUAUGCUAAUGUAAUUGCUAGAUAGUAUACUUCAAAAUAAGGUUUCCGUUUUAUAUCAAUUUUUAAAAUAAGUUAGGGUUAGGGUUAGUGGUUUAGUUUUGCGUUAGGAUAGUUUUUUUCUACGUUAUAAAAACGGAAACCUUAUUUUGAAGUAUACUAUCUAGCAAUUACCCUAUGCUAAUAAACCUGCAUAAUACAUUUCUAAAAGUUUGAAUAAUGCAAAUCAUUAAAAAUAUUAGCAUGACCUGUGCAGUGUUGCUAUACUGCGUUUAUUGUUUAAUUCUUCUUACUUCAUUUCUGAUUUGACGACAGAAAAUUUGAGCGCUAAUUUUAUACUCAAAUGUACACCUAUUAAGGCGAAAGUUUGAUGUGAAGACAAACUUUAUUUCAAAAAUGCUAUUAACUCGUAAGUAAUUUUGGGUAACAGGUUUAUGAUGCUGUAUCAACUUUCAAAAUAUCACAAUGUCUUUAUUUAUAUAUCAUCCUAGGCCUAUUCGAGGGAUAAUUAAAGGAUGUACGUCAUAUCAAUAGCACAAAGUCUGCAUGCCCCUGCUUGAGUUCCUGGAAAACAGCUGGUUGCACAUCGAAGGCGUAUUCAGUUGAACAAAGAGCUAAAAUUGUAUUUGAUUCUUUGAAACAGUUUGUCUUCUAAAAAUCCCUAGAUUUCCAGGUAAGUGUGUAUCAACAAUUGUCACAAUUACUGCGCAGUCGUUGAGGGCACAGGUUAAGGGUUUUAAUUAUGCAGUAUGACUACUGGGAAGUGUUUUGAAACAUGUCAAAAUUCAUACGCCGGUAGUCUGAUGAUACAAAUCGAAAGUAUCAAAAUACCGCACGAAUCCACGAUAUUAGACGUAUAUUGUGUAUUGCCUUACAUGUAAAAUAAAUUGAUUUUUUGAAUUCAAUAGGUGAGGGAAAGAUACUGAGUGAAGAUACGGCGCGUCGGUCUUUCCUUUCCAUGCGGCAUGUGUGGCCGCCGGUAGGAACAUCGCCCGAUGGCCGAAAAUAG
Molecule: messenger RNA, 24544 nt
Organism: Paramuricea clavata
Lineage: Eukaryota; Metazoa; Cnidaria; Anthozoa; Malacalcyonacea; Plexauridae
Source: the annotation of a GenBank genome assembly